Mauremys reevesii (Reeves's turtle) is the source of this 1227-nucleotide messenger RNA. RefSeq names its product protein Bouncer-like. The transcript has 3 exons. The record is from RefSeq and is a predicted model, not a curated record. NCBI's taxonomy places the organism in Eukaryota, Metazoa, Chordata, Testudines, Geoemydidae. The coding region runs from base 94 to 468 and encodes 124 amino acids.
GCCAGACGCAGACUCAGCCGCCAGCCCCCGAGCCCUGGGACGGUCCCGCCUGCCUCCAUAAUCCGCUGGUGUCCGCCUCGCCAGGAGACGACCAUGGGCAAAAUUCUCCUCCUGUGUCUGGCUGUUCUGACCUGCGUCGGGAUCGGCGCGGCCCUGCAGUGCCUGAAAUGCGACUUCACCGUAUUUGGCAUCCCCUGCCACACCACCACCAUCACCUGCCAGGACACCCAGCUCUGCGCCACCAUCCGGGGCCGCGCAGCCGGCCACAAGCUGAUCAUGAAGAAGAACUGCGUUGACAAGGGGAAAUGCCACACCAACGACAACUCGACCUUCGCCGGCAUCACCUACAGCACCUCCUACGAGUGCUGCGAGGGCGAAUUCUGCAACUCGGCCGUGGGCGCCGGGGCCCAGCUCUCCCUGGCCGCAGGGCUGGCCAUGCUGGGGGCCUGGCUCGCCCGGGGCCUCUAAUCCCUGCUCCACAAACCAGGAGGCAAGAGGAAAUCAUUUCUGCGGGAGGACAAAAAAAAUCGAUCUAGCCAUUGCCUUUAAAUAGCUCCUCCCCCUUGCUUCUUAAAGGGGCGCUUGGUGACCAGAGUCCAGCUCGGAUUGCUUUGCCUUUUUUUGGUCAUCAUAAAUUGUUAUAACCCAGGGAUGAGGCGGCGGGAAAGGCCCUGACGGAUGGGGAAGGGGUGGGGUCUGUCUGGAGAAGGGUGGGUGGAUUUCUUGUUUCACUCCAGUAUAAAGAGUGCUGAACUGGAGUCACUCCGGAUUGACACUGUGGUUACUGAGAUCAGAAUCCAGCCCUGGCUUCACUGGCUGCCUCCUGCCCCCUACGGGCUGGCGGUGUGGGUGGGAGGUGGCAGGUGUGCAUGCGUGUUUUCCCGCUGCCCCCUGCUGGCUGGAAUUAAACCUGCUGGUCUGUGUACCAUAAACCCGAUACUGCUAACAGCUUAAGGAGAUCACUACCUCGCUCGGUUUAUACCCGGGGGUUGCCUCUCUGAACUCCCCACCAGCACAGCGUGUGUGUGUCAAAAUUAUAAAUCCGGCCGCGUGCCGGUUCGCUUUCCCAGCCCCGCUCUAAGGAACGGGCUUUACUCCACUUUGCUCAGUGUGGAAACGGGCUGGCUCAGAGGGAGAGCCAGGGCCGGAUUACCACAGGGGCUUUAGAGGCGGCAGCCCAGGACCCUGGGCUAAGGGGGUGCCCGGCACAGCCGGGCUCCAGCAGGC